Molecule: messenger RNA, 10097 nt
Organism: Drosophila navojoa
Lineage: Eukaryota; Metazoa; Arthropoda; Insecta; Diptera; Drosophilidae
Gene: Itpr
Product: Inositol 1,4,5,-trisphosphate receptor
Biological process (GO): calcium ion transmembrane transport
Cellular component (GO): endoplasmic reticulum; membrane
Molecular function (GO): inositol 1,4,5-trisphosphate-gated calcium channel activity; inositol 1,4,5 trisphosphate binding
Source: RefSeq, a predicted model, not a curated record
GUCUUCAUCGUUGUCGCGUGUCGCUUUGCCGCGCGAGUUUGCUUAUCGCGGAACACUACGCAAACGGAAUUAAACGAAAAUAAUAUAAUCACAAUCUUAGAUCGGAUUUAAUCAUCUUUAAGCUACCGAUUUGUGUGUAAAUUGAUUGGAAAAGUGUGUGGCCUUGUAGGAGGUUGAGUGGCGCAUGUAGGCGUGAUCAGAAAUAUGCAUGGAAAUGUGUGAAAAUUGUAAUUGAAAAUAGUCCAUUGUGUUUGCUUGCGUUAGCGCUGACGCAGACGUUGACGUCGUCGUCCUCUGCUGCGACCAGAGUCUUAAAAGUUGCCUUUUGGCGUUGUCGCGUUGUUACUACCGCUGCAACAGCGGCUUGUGGGCGCGGGGGCGUAAUUGUUGACGUUGCUCUGAGCGUAUAUUUUAUGUUUCGCCUUCUUCUGCUGCCGUACGCGGAAUAGUCGCGUGUAUUUUUUUUGUUCCUUCUCUUCUGCGUUCUGCGUUUACUUUUACGUAUUGACAGUAACUGCGGCGAGCGCGUCGCUGCUCAAACAUUGUUAUUGUUAUUAUUGUAUGCGGUCGGUCGCCGUUUUUGUUUCUGUUUCUGCUUCGGCAUCUGCUUCUGCCGCUGCUAUUGCUAUUCAGCUUCCCCUUUUGCGCUUUUGUGGUUAAGUGCGCGUACUCAAGGUGAAAAAUAUAUUGAGUUCUUUCAAGUGCCAUUUCGAGUGUGUGUGGCCAUAAAAUUUAAUUUGCAAUCAAAUUAUUCGAUUUACGGUCAGUGAGUGAGUGCUGUUGCUCCCAUAUUCAUAGACAUUCAUACAUACAUACAUAUGUAUGUAUAUACCGCUGUGCCGCAGAUCGAUCUGAUGAAUCAGCUAUUACAAUGUGUAAACAUUCUGAUGCCAGCGAAUCUCUAAAGCGCCAAACAGUUUAGAUUUAAACUGAUAAUUGACACGCUGCGACAACAAGGACAGCGACAAAUCUUUGCAAUUAACUCGCAUAACCGGCCACAGACAAAAGAGAGAGAGACAAGAGCAAAGUCCUAGAGAGCAGGCGGAUACCCCCCACCGUCAAUCCCCACACACCCACACAAACAAACACACACCCACACAUUCAUACAUUCAUUCGCCCACACACACACCAGUAGGAUACGCUGCUUCGGCCCACACGCAGCAACAUGGGCGACAAUAUAAUUGGCUCGGCGAGCUUCCUUCACUUGGGCGACAUUGUUUCCCUCUAUGCGGAGGGCAGCGUUUGCGGCUUCUUGAGCACACUCGGUCUGGUGGACGAUCGAACCGUCGUAUGCCCCGAGGCCGGAGACUUGAGUUGCCCGCCCAAGAAGUUUAGAGAUUGCCUUAUCAAAAUAUGUCCCAUGAACCGUUACUCUGCUCAAAAGCAGUUCUGGAAGGCAGCCAAACAGUCGGCCAGCUCCAACACAGAUCCCAAUCUGCUGAAGCGUUUGCAUCACGCCGCUGAAAUCGAGAAGAAGCAGAAUGAAACGGAGAACAAGAAGCUGCUGGGCACAUUCAUACAGUACGGCCGCGCCGUGGUGCAGCUGCUCCACUUGAAGUCGAACAAAUAUCUGACCGUUAACAAGCGUUUGCCGUCGCUGCUGGAGAAGAACGCGAUGCGUGUGUAUUUGGAUGCGAAUGGCAAUGAGGGCUCUUGGUUUUACAUCAAGCCGUUCUACAAGCUGCGCUCCAUUGGCGACUACGUUGUGGUGGGUGACAAGGUGAUCCUCAGUCCGGUGAAUGCCGAUCAGCAGAACUUGCACGUGGCCGCAAACUAUGAGCUGCCCGAUAAUCCCGGCUGCAAGGAGGUCAACGUACUGAAUUCAUCAACGUCGUGGAAAAUCUCGCUGUUCAUGGAGCACAAAGAGAACCAGGAACAUAUACUCAAGGGUGGCGACGUGGUGCGUCUCUUUCAUGCCGAGCAGGAAAAGUUUCUAACCAUGGAUGAGUACAAGAAACAGUACCAUGUCUUCCUACGCACCACGGGCCGCACCAGCGCCACUGCGGCGACCAGCAGCAAAGCGCUCUGGGAGAUUGAGGUGGUGCAACACGACUCAUGUCGUGGCGGUGCCGGCGAUUGGAAUUCCUUGUACCGCUUCAAGCAUUUAGCCACGGGCCACUAUCUGGCUGCCGAAGCCGAGUCCGAUGUGGUUGCUGGGACGAGCGCUGCAAACGGCCACGAGUCUUUGUUGGGCGACUGCAGCAAGGACUCGGGCCUCAGCUCUACAAUGAACUCCACUUUGAAUGACAAACCGAAGGGCAAACUGUAUCGCCUAGUCUCAGUGCCAUAUUCGGCUGAUAUAGCCUCUGUGUUUGUGCUGGACGCUACGACCAUGGCUCGGCCGGAUAGCUUAGUGCCGCAGUCCAGUUAUGUGAGACUGCAGCACAUUUGCUCCAACACCUGGGUGCACGCUACGUCGAUACCCAUCGAUGCGGAUGACGAUAAGCCGGUCAUGUCUAAGGUGUGCUGCUCGCCCAUCAAGGAGGACAAGGAGGCUUUUGCACUGAUACCCGUCUCGCCUGUCGAAGUUCGUGAUCUAGACUUUGCCAACGAUGCGUGCAAGGUGCUGGCCAUGGUGACCAGCAAGCUAGAUAACGGCAGCAUAUCGAUCAAUGAGCGGCGAGCUCUGAUCUCGCUGCUGCAAGACAUUGUGUACUUCAUAGCCGGCAUGGAGAAUGAGCAGAACAAGACUAAGGCGCUCGAGUUUACCAUCAAGAAUCCCAUACGCGAUCGACAGAAGCUGCUGCGCGAGCAGUAUAUCCUAAAGCAGCUGUUCAAAAUAUUGCAGGGACCCUUUCAGGAGCACAGCGCUGGCGAUGGACCAUUCCUGCGGCUGGACGAGCUGAGCGACCCCAAGAAUGCCCCCUACAAGAAUAUCUUCCGGCUCUGCUAUCGCAUUUUGCGGCUCUCGCAGCAGGACUAUCGCAAAAACCAGGAGUACAUUGCCAAGCACUUUGGUCUGAUGCAGAAGCAGAUCGGCUAUGAUAUCCUGGCUGAGGACACAAUCACCGCACUGCUGCACAACAAUCGCAAGCUGCUGGAGAAGCACAUUACGGCUGCCGAGAUCGAGACCUUUGUGGGUCUUGUGCGCAAAAACAUGAACAACUGGGACUCUCGUUUCCUCGACUACCUAUCCGACCUGUGCGUCUCGAAUCGCAAGGCCAUCGCCGUCACCCAGGAGUUGAUCUGCAAGAGCGUGCUUAGUGAUAAGAAUGUCGACAUUCUGAUCGACACACAGGUCAAGGCGCUGCGUGGCGGCACCUCAGUGCGCUGCUACAAGGGCGCCUCCGAGGAUGUGUGCCUCUCUACGCUUACCGAGGUUGCCGGCGAUGACGAGGAUCGCUCCGACGUGCAGUCUAACUCCACCUCGACCACAUGGGACAGUGCGAGUCUUAACGAUGACGAGAGUGUGCUGCCGGGCGAGAAGUACGAAAUUCAUUUGCAAUGGAAGGGCCAACCGUCAUCGCGCUCCAUGGCCGAUCUGGCCAACUGCGUGGCCGAAGGUUGCGAGCAGGAGACGGCUAUUUUGAACUACUAUCGUCAUCAGUUGAAUCUGUUCUCGAACAUGUGCCUGAAUCGUCAGUACUUGGCUCUAAAUCGGCUGUCGCCCCAAUUGGAUAUUGAUCUGAUAUUAAAAUGCAUGUCCGAUGAAACGAUGCCCUAUGAGCUGCGUGCCUCGUUUUGCCGGCUGAUGCUGCACUUGCAUGUGGAUCGAGACCCGCAGGAGCCAGUCACGCCCGUGAAGUACGCCCGACUGUGGAGUGAAAUACCCUCCAAAAUGUCCAUCAUGGACUAUGAUGGCAAGAAUCUUCAGCCGGACCAGAACAAACAGGCCUGUCGAGCCAAAUUCAACACAACUAUCGCUUUUGUGGAAAACUAUUUGUGCAACGUGGCCACCAAGGUGUGGCUAUUCACGGAUCAGGAGCAGAACAAGCUGACCUUUGAGGUGGUUAAACUGGCCAGGGACUUGAUAUAUUUUGGCUUCUACAGCUUCAGCGACCUGCUGCGCUUAACGAAGACUCUGCUCUCCAUUCUGGACUGCGUGUCCGAGACGACAACCGGAGGCUCCUUCGUCAACACGGAUAUUGAUUCUGUCGAAGAGGAGACGACGAAUGAUGCUGAGGGUGGCGUGCUGCGCUCCAUUGGGGACAUGAGUACGGUGAUGACUUCGCUGGCGUUGGGCUCCGUUGGCCAAGCGAUUGCAGCGCCCUCCAUAGCACUACAACAGCGCAAGUCCGUCUCGCAACUGAUGAAGGAAUAUCCGCUGGUCAUGGACACCAAACUGAAGAUCAUUGAAAUACUGCAGUUCAUCUUGGACGUGCGCCUGGACUAUAGGAUCAGCUGCCUGCUCUCAAUAUUCAAGCGCGAGUUCGACGAAUCCGAAGUGGUUACCCAGGCCCCACCACCUGGUGCUAAUGAGGAGCAGAACCAGCAGACCACACCUGGCAGCACUGGCACCACUGACGCAGAGCAAAUUGCCGCUGCAGAGGCUGCCAUGGCUGCAGCGGCAGCUGCCUCUGCGGCUGCGGCCCGCCAGAAGAAUAUCGAUCUGGAAUCCAUUGGCAUACAGGCGGAGGGCAUCUUCGACUGCGAGCGCAGUGAUGCGGCCAACUUGGAUCUGGAUGGCCAAGGAGGACGCACGUUUCUGCGCGUCCUGCUGCACCUAAUCAUGCACGACUAUGCACCACUUGUGUCUGGUGCCCUGCAUCUGCUUUUCCGUCACUUUAGCCAGCGCCAAGAGGUGCUGCAAGCCUUCCGGCAGGUGCAAUUGCUCGUCUCGGACAGUGAUGUGGAGUCCUACAAGCAGAUCAAAUCCGACCUGGACAUAUUGCGCCAGAGUGUGGAGAAGUCCGAACUGUGGGUGUACAAGGCCAAGGCAACGGAUGAGCUGGGUGGCACGGAUGCAGCAGGGGGUGCGGAUAAUCUCGAAUACGAUGCCACCCUCUCGCCAGAGCAACGCAGCGAAUAUCAAAAGGUCAAAGAGAUUCUCAUUCGCAUGAACAAGUUCUGCGUUACGGAUGGUCCCGUUGUCAAGCCGCGCAAGCACGAGCAGCGCCUGCUUCGCAAUGUCGGCGUGCACACAGUUGUCCUGGAUUUGCUACAGAAUCCCUAUGACGAGAAGGACGAUGUGUUGAUGAAGGAGCUUAUGUGCCUGGCCCAUGAAUUCCUACAGAACUUCUGCCUAGGCAAUCAGCAGAAUCAAGUGCUCCUGCACAAUCAUCUUGAUUUGUUCCUCAAUCCAGGCAUUCUCGAGGCGAAGACAGUCUGCGCCAUCUUCAAGGACAACUUGGCGCUGUGCAAUGAGGUGACGGACAAAGUGGUGCAACACUUUGUGCACUGCAUCGAGAUCCAUGGCCGACAUGUGGCCUAUUUGCAGUUCCUGCAGACAAUCGUCAAAGCAGAGAACCAGUUCAUACGCAAGUGUCAGGACAUGGUCAUGCAGGAGCUCAUCAAUGCCGGCGAAGAUGUCCUGGUGUUCUACAACGACAAGACCUCGUUCCACCACUUUGUGCAAAUGAUGCAGCAACAGCAGCAGCAGCAGCUACGUGGUCAACAGCUCAGCGACGACAGUCCACUGAAAUAUCAUGUGGAAUUGGUGAAGCUGCUCGCCUGCUGCACCAUGGGCAAGAACGUCUACACGGAGAUCAAGUGCAAUAAUCUGCUAUCGUUGGACGACAUUGUGACCAUUAUAUGCCAUCCGUUAUGCAUUCCCGAGGUAAAGGAGGCGUAUGUGGACUUCCUCAAUCAUUGUUACAUUGACACCGAGGUGGAGAUGAAAGAGAUCUAUGCCUCCGGUCACAUGUGGAGUCUGUUCGAAAAGAGUUUCCUGGUGGACCUCAAUCAGUUGAUAUCAAACAGCUCAGCCACCGCUAACAAGACGCUCUUGGCCUAUGUCCUGAAUGGUGUGACCAAUUUGCUGAGCAGCUUCUUCUCCAGCCCCUUCUCCGACCAGAGCACAAUAGUGCAGUCGCGGCAGGUGAUCUUUGUGCAACUACUGCAGGCCGUUUACCGGCUGACUCAAUGCAAGUGGCUAUCAUUGGCGGAUCGCUUCAACGUGGAGAACUGCAUCCGUACGCUGACUGAAUCAGCCAAGAUGCGCAGCAUUGUGCUGCCCUUGGAGCUGGAACAGCAGGUGACCAAUAUGUCUAGCAAGACCGCAAUGCUGACACGACAGACGACCAAGUGGCUGCUGGCCUCCAAGCAGCCCAAGUACGAUACUCAGCAGUCGGCUCAUCUGAUGCGCUGGGAUCGGUCCAUCAUUGAGGGACUGCAGGACAUUGUUUCGCUGUUGGAGGAUCAACUGAAGCCGGUCGUCGAGGCAGAGCUGUCAUUACUAGUCGACAUACUUUAUCGCUCCGAGCUGCUCUUCCCUGCGGGCACCGAGGCGCGUAAGCGCUGCGAGAGUGGAGGCUUCAUACGCAAGCUGAUCAAGCACACAGAGAAGUUGCUGGAGGAGAAGGAGGAGCGCAUGUGUGUGAAGGUGUUGCGCACUCUACGCGAAAUGAUGGCUAUUGACGUCAACUAUGGCGAAAAGGGAGACGCUCUACGUCAGACACUUCUGCUACGCUACUUCCAGUGCAAGAGUGCUCCAAAGCUGGAGGAGGAGCACCCGCAACUACCGACGGGCGUGGCAGCUGCUGCAGCAAUAGCCGCGGCGGCCGCCUCCGACCCAGCCAAACAGUUGCAUUUGGUGACCCACGGACCUGGUGCCAAGUAUCUGGCGCGUGCGGACAAGACGCUGCACGAAAUGCAGAAUCACCUAGAUCGCGAGGGUGCCUCCGAUUUGGUAGUAGAGCUGGUCAUUAAAUCGGUGCAUUCACCCAACAUCUUUGUGGAGGCUGUGGAGCUGGGCAUAGCAUUGCUCGAGGGUGGAAAUCCAAUCAUACAGAAGGGCAUGUUCCAGAAGUUUCUCAGCGACGAUCUAAAUCAAGCGUUCUUCAAGGUAUUCUUCGAGAAAAUGAAGGAUGCACAGCAGGAAAUAAAGUCGACGGUCUCCGUCAACACCACAGAUAUAGCAGCCAAGGCGCACGAGCACAAGCAGGAUACCAACAUGGAGCUAGAUAAAAUCUCACGCAAGCACGGCCUCAAGAGCAAUGGAGUUGUUAUCACGGACGAGCUCAAACGGGAGCUGCACAAUGCAGGCCUGGCCACAGCACGCGCCUACGGCAACGCGCGGAACAUACACUCAGGCGAGGAGAGCUCAGCGAUCAGUGUGAAUAGCCCGCUGGAGGACAUUCUGGCCGAGAAGUUGGAGAAGCAUCGGGACAGCAAGGAGCAGCGCAACCAGCUGUCGAACAAGGUGCUCGUCAUGCAGCCCAUUCUGCGCUUCCUGCAAUUGCUUUGUGAGAACCACAAUCCUGAUCUGCAGAAUCUGCUGCGGAAUCAGAACAACAAAACCAACAAUAAUCUCGUGUCCGAAACACUCAUGUUCCUCGACUGCAUCUGCGGCUCUACCACGGGCGGCCUGGGUCUACUCGGCCUCUACAUCAAUGAGCACAAUGUGGCGUUAAUUAAUCAAACCCUGGAGACCCUCACCGAGUACUGCCAGGGGCCGUGCCACGAGAACCAGAACUGCAUUGCCACUCAUGAGUCGAACGGUUUGGAUAUCAUCACCGCUUUGAUAUUGAACAACAUAAAUCCGCUGGGGGAGAAUCGCAUGGAUCUGGUGCUGGAGCUGAAGAACAAUGCCUCCAAGCUGCUGCUGGCCAUCAUGGAGAGUCGUGGCGACAGCGAGAAUGCGGAGCGCAUACUCUACAACAUGAAUCCCAAGCAACUGGUCGAGGUGGCCUGCAAGGCCUAUCACCAAGAAGAACUCAUUGACGAGCAGGAUGAUGGAGAUGAGCCGAGUGCCGCCACCGAUGACGACGAUGCAACGGUCAGUCCCCGCGAAGUGGGACACAACAUUUACAUUCUUUGCCAUCAGCUAGCACAGCACAACAAGGAGCUGGCGGCCUUGCUCAAGGCCUCUGAAGACCCUCAGUCGGCCAGCUUCGACGCGAAAACAAGUCAAGCUCUCAUGUACUACGCAACACAUACGGCACAAAUUGAGAUUGUUCGCAAUGAUCGCACACUGGAGCAAAUCGUAUUCCCUAUACCUGAAAUUUGUGAAUACUUGACAACAGACACGAAAAUCAAAAUACUUAAUACUGCGGAGCGUGAUGAUCAGGGCUCCAAAGUAGCCGACUUCUUUGACAAGGCCGAGGAGAUGUUUAACGAAAUGAAGUGGCAGAAGAAACUGCGAAGUCAGCCGUUGCUCUUCUGGAUCAGCAGCUACAUGUCGCUAUGGAGCAAUAUACUUUUCAAUUGCGUUGUGGUAAUCAAUAUGAUCGUGGCUUUCUUCUAUCCCUUCGACAAUACUGUACCAGAGCUCAGUUCGCACAUAUCCCUGCUAUUCUGGGCCAUUUUGAUAUUCUCGCUGGUUAUAGUCAUUACGCUGCCGCGUGAGUCAGGCAUACGCACAUUCAUUGGCUCCGUAAUUCUUCGUUUUAUAUUUUUACUUGGGCCAGAAUCCACACUCUGUUUGCUGGGCGUCGUUACGGUGACGCUUAAGAGCGUGCAUAUUGUGAGCAUAAUGGGCAACAAGGGCACGUUAGAGAAGCAUUUUCUGAAGAUCAUCACCGACUUUCAGCUGCUCUAUCAUUGCAUUUAUAUAGCAUUUUGUUUCUGUGGACUUAUAUUCCAUCCAUUCUUCUACUCACUGCUGCUGUUUGAUGUUGUCUACCGAGAAGAGACGCUGGUCAACGUGAUUCGCUCGGUUACGCGUAACGGUCGCUCCAUUGUUUUGACCGCCGUUCUGGCAUUGAUUUUGGUUUAUCUAUUCUCCAUAAUUGGCUACAUGUUCUUCAAAGAUGAUUUUCUCGUUCCGGUGGACUAUGAAGAACAGGAAGCCGGGUCCACUGCUGGUCCUUUGACAUUAUCGGUACCGGCGUCGGCGGAGCAGUUCUGUGCCAUGCCAGAUGAGCAUGGCAGCUGUGAGGGUAGUACAAAGCAAAACGGAGCUGCAACUGUCAUUGCCAGCGGCGAAGUGAAGGAGCGCUCCUGUGACUCAUUGGUCAUGUGCAUUGUAACGACACUAAAUCAAGGCCUGCGAAAUGGUGGGGGCAUUGGCGAUAUUCUAAGAGCACCUUCGAGCAAGGAGGGUCUUUUUGUGGCGCGCGUCAUCUAUGAUCUGCUGUUCUUCUUCAUUGUCAUUAUUAUCGUGUUGAACCUGAUCUUUGGUGUCAUUAUCGAUACAUUUGCCGAUCUGAGAUCGGAAAAGCAGCAAAAAGAGGCUAUACUCAAGACAACCUGUUUCAUCUGUUCGCUCAAUCGUUCAGCCUUCGACAACAAGACAGUAAGCUUUGAGGAGCACAUCAAGAGCGAGCACAAUAUGUGGCACUAUCUGUACUUCAUCGUGCUGGUCAAGGUCAAGGAUCCCACAGAGUUCACCGGCCCCGAGAGCUAUGUAUACGCUAUGGUUAAGGCUGGCAUUUUAGAAUGGUUCCCAAGGUUACGCGCCAUGUCGCUGGCUGCAGUCGAUGCCGAUGGCGAGCAGAUCGAGCUGCGUAGCAUGCAGGCACAGCUCUUGGAAACGCAACUCCUAAUCAAGAAUCUAUCGACGCAGCUACACGAGCUCAAAGAUCACAUGACGGAGCAGCGCAAACAGAAGCAGCGCCUAGGAUUGCUCAACACUACAGCUAAUUGCCUAUUGCCGUUUCAGUGAGGCAUAAAUUUGGAAAAAUGAGUCAAGGCUAUGCCGAAGGGCUAGUCAACUAAAUUUAUUGAGUUUUAGACAUUCCCUUGUGUAGAUCAUGCACUACAUAUGCUGUUAACGUAAAAGUAUUGACACGAAUUCCACUGUAACAUUUUAAAAUCUCGUAGAAUCAGCAUCCUUGAACAUAUUUACAAUUUCGUUGAUUAUCCAAUAAUAUUUGCACUCGAAAGGAGAACGUUUAUUGCUCCGCUCCAUACUAUUCUAUCUAUCACUGUGGAUGUGAUAGUUAAUUGAUUUUGAUAUAUACCUUAAUAUUGUAUUAGAUUCGAUUUUUCUACAAAAGGUUUGCUCACUAAAGAAGUUAAGACUCUAGACCAUUUCCAAAUAAAACCAACAUCAAAUA